This is a messenger RNA of Rhodamnia argentea, 797 nucleotides long. RefSeq lists its product as uncharacterized. The record is from RefSeq and is a predicted model, not a curated record. Bases 1 to 750 code for a protein of 249 amino acids. NCBI's taxonomy places the organism in Eukaryota, Viridiplantae, Streptophyta, Magnoliopsida, Myrtales, Myrtaceae. The transcript has 2 exons.
AUGUACGUGUGGCGUCACGCAGAAGCGGAGAGGAAGUGCAGCGAGUACAUAGAGUUCCAGAAGUGCACCAACCAGGCUUGUGUGGCGAAAUGCAAGAGCAACCACGGCAGCUCCUUCCGCCACGCCGCUUGCGUGCACGAAGAAGUUGGCGCCCAGUUAUCCUGCGAAUUCUUCGUUGGAUUCUUCGCGUUCGAGCCUAAGAAUAGAUUCUUCUUCAGUUCUGAAUUUCUCUCGACGCCUCUCGGAUUGUUUCGCCCUAUAAUCUUUUCUUGGUUUUGGGCCCCCAGUUCAAGGUGCGAGCUUUUUCUUCGGAAAGCUCGCCUCAAACCCUAUAAUAUGAUCACGGAUCCCCCGACUCCCAAGCUCCAUCUCGUCGUCGCCUUAUUGACCGUCGCCACCCUCCUCCUCUUCUCCUCCGCCGUCAGAUCGGAGCCGCAGGUCUCCCGUUCGGCCAUCAGGUUGCCCUCCGAGAAGAGCAACGGCGGAGGAGGCCUCUGUUCCGGGGCUGCGGCCCGACCAGGCUCGUGCCCGGUCAAGUGCUUCCGUGCCGACCCAGUAUGCGGUGUGGACGGGGAGACCUACCGGUGCGGCUGCGCCGACGCCGUGUGCUCCGGCGUGGAAGUCACGAAAUUAGGCUACUGCGAGGUCGGGAGUGGCGGCCCGGGUCCGUUGCCGGGUCAGGCGCUGCUUUUGGUCCACAUCGUUUGGUUGAUUGUGCUAGGGUUCUCGGUUCUUUUCGGGCUCUUCUGAACAUAUAUAAUGUGAGAGGCCGACCUGAAUCUUGCGUCUUUAUUUUC